CGCGCGGUGCCGUCGCCUCAGCUUGUGGCAGCGGCUGUGCCCGGGGCCGGGCUCCGUGCGAUGGAGGCGUAGGGAGGAAGGCCGAGAGGCGCCCGAGACUUCUCCCGGGACGGACGGCCGAGCGGCCCGGGCCCAGGCCGACUCCGAGGACCAGUCGACCAAGUACCAUUCGUGGUGUGUUUCUCUGCCCCAUCCCCGUCUGCGACUUAGCCACCUUCCAAGCUCCGCCGUGGAUGAACAUCCUAAUACUUGGAGACUCUUCUGGCAGCAAGUAAUCCUUUACAAAGAGGUUUCCCACAUAACGGCCAAGGGAAUUUGGUUGGCUGGUGCGCGGCAAAGCAGUAAGCUGGUUUGUAAAUAUUUGAAUCACAUUAUGGGAUUGCUAGACAGACUUUCAGGCUUGCUUGGCCUGAAGAAGAAGGAGGUUCAUGUUUUGUGCCUUGGGCUGGAUAAUAGCGGGAAAACGACAAUCAUUAACAAACUUAAACCUUCAAAUGCUCAAUCACAAGAUAUAGUUCCAACCAUAGGAUUCAGCAUUGAGAAAUUCAAAUCCUCCAGUUUGUCUUUUACAGUGUUUGACAUGUCAGGUCAAGGAAGAUACAGAAAUCUCUGGGAACACUAUUAUAAAGAAGGACAAGCCAUUAUUUUUGUCAUUGAUAGUAGUGAUAGAUUAAGAAUGGUUGUGGCCAAAGAAGAACUUGAUACUCUGCUGAAUCAUCCAGAUAUUAAGCACCGUCGAAUACCAAUCUUAUUCUUUGCAAAUAAAAUGGAUCUUAGAGAUGCAGUGACAUCUGUAAGAGUGUCUCAGCUGCUGUGUUUAGAGAACAUCAAAGAUAAACCAUGGCAUAUUUGUGCUAGUGAUGCCAUAAAAGGAGAAGGAUUGCAAGAAGGUGUAGACUGGCUUCAAGAUCAGAUCCAGGCUGUGAAGACAUGAAAAGAUAGUAUUUGGAAACUUCAACAAUUUUCAAUUCAAGGAAUGUAUCUUAGGGCAAACUGAAUACUUCAAAUUUUUUAAAAGAUGUUUGUGCAUCUAAGAAUACUUAAUAAUCUUCUGCUUGCAUUUAUGGACUCUGAAUGAGCUUUUUAAGAACAUAGGACUUCAGGUAUGCUAAUGUGACCAUUAAUUAUAUUAGAACUAAAUAUUUCCUCAGAAGGGCUCCUUCCCCAGAAUUAUCAACUUCUCGGUAGAAGUCUACAUUUGAUUGUAAUUAGAAUAUUUAAAGUCAGAGUUAUAAGCCAUCUCAAUAUCGCAUCAUGAUUUCUAAUACCUUUUACUGUAUUUUAUUUUUUAAAUUAUCUUCUAAAAUUUAGUUAAUGGUAUGACUUUGCAGUAUGAUUGUGCUUGGAAAAAGAACUUUAAAUAUUUAUAAGGGACCAUGGAUAAUAUAUAUACAUAAAAUUUUUACUAUGUGUGAUUAUCAAUAAAACAUGCAGUGUACCAACUAGUGUACUUUGUUUACACUGAAAAGAAUAAUGCUAUGUCAACGUAAUAUUUAGUGUUUUACAGUCAAGCAUUUGUAAAUUAUCUGAGACCAAGUUAAGCUGAAUUUAUUUAUCCAGUGAAUGUGUAUUAAAACUCUCUGUACCUGUACUACUCUGGCAUUGUCCUAGUCAAUGGUGAUACAAGGUAAAUAAGAUCUAUUCUUUAUCCUUAGAGAACUUAAAAUGUAAUGAGGGUUAAUUUGAGAACCUUUUCAUACAUAGCAUCUAAUUUUAUUUCAUUGGCUAAAUGAUUAUCUUGCAUUUUAAAAUUAAGAGGUAUAAAAAUGAAUUAAUGUGAUUCUUCAAUAAUUAUUUUAACUGACUUCUUGUUUCUUUCUUUAAAAUGUCUCCAAUUACUAUAGCACUUUGUUAAAAUAGAUUGUGACUCACCAAAAUAUGUUUUCCCUGAGCAUAAAUUGCUACAAAAAUGUCCUUUAGAAUUUUAGACACAUCUCAGGCAUCUACUCUGUGCAAAUUGUAUUAGUUCUCAAUCCCUGGGUGGCGCAGCGGUUUAGCGCCUGCCUUUGGCCCAGGGCGCGAUACUGGAGACCCGGAUCGAAUCCCACGUCGGGCUCCCGGUGCAUGGAGCCUGCUUCUCCCUCUGCCUGUGUCUCUGCCUCUCUCUCUCUCUCUCUCUCUCUCUCUCUCUCUCUCUGACUAUCAUAAAUAAAUAAAAAUUAAAAAAAAACUUAAUUAGAGGCCACUUUUAAUUGUGAACUCUGAAUAGAAGAUUUCAUUUUAAAUUAACCACUAGAAAAGAGUAUACAGAGCAAUGGUGUCAAUCCUGAAAAACAUUGCAUAUAAAGAACAACUGUAAUGUACAAUAUAUAACGUUUUAAAUGUCCUUAGCUGUGAAAAUGAUAAAAACAGGAAGCAAAGGACACCUGGGUGACUCAGUCGGUUGAGCAUAUGCCUUUGGCUUGGGUCAUAGUCCUGGGAUCCUGGGAUGGAGGCCUGCAUCAGGCUCCCUGCUUCUCCCUCUCCUCCCUACUCAUGCUCUCUCACUAUGUCUCUCUCUCAAAUAAAUAAACUAUUUUAAAAAAUUUUAAAAACAGGAGGCAAAAGAUAAGUGAGUAAUAGGGGUGUGUUAUGGUAACUGUGGUACUGGUACAUGUCCUAGAGAUUUGAAUAAAAUCAUUUUAAAACUACAGUAAAAUUCUAUAAAUCAGUUUCUCUCAGUCCAGGAAUCCCAAUGGUUUAGAAUUGGGGAAUUAAAAGUUAUCCAGAAUAUCUUAAUAGUCCAACAUUUUAUUUUAGCUAGCUUGCAAGCCUCUCAUAAAUUGUUUCGAUGAGGGGUCCACCUGGGUGGCUCAGUUGUUGAGCAUCUGCCUUUGGCUCAGGUCAUGAUCCCGGGGUCCUGGGAUCGAGUCCCACAUCGGGCUCCUUACAUGGAGCCUGCUUCUCCCUCUGCCUAUGUCUCUGCCUCUCUGUGUGUCUCUCAUGAAUGAAUAACUUAGAUAGAAAAAAAUUGUUUUGGUGAGGAUACAAAGUGAGAUUCUUAUUAGGGUUGCCUCGAAUAUAAAAAGGACAUAAAAACACUGAAUGUAGUUUAACAAAAUACUUAUAUGCUGUAGUUUAGGAAGAUAGGAUAGUUUAGGAGGAUGGAGAAAGGGUAUAUUAGAAUUCAAAUCUGCAUCUACCAUCAUCAUCAUCAUAAUAGCUGUCCCUAUAUGAACACUGUAUUUUGAGCUAGAUAUUUUUACACGUACUAGAUUUUGCAUUAUUCAAUUCUCACAUUAACCUUGUGUGAUAAAGGUAGGUUUUAUUAUUUGUUUUAUAGACAAGGAAACAGAGACCUAAAAAAGUCAUUUGCAGAAUGUCACUGCUAAAUGCUGGUGCUGGGGGAUCCCUGGGUGGCGCAGCGGUUUGGCGCCUGCCUUUGGCCCAGGGCGCGAUCCUGGAGACCCGGGAUCGAAUCCUACGUCGGGCUCCCGGUGCAUGGAGCCUGCUUCUCCCUCUGCCUGUGUCUCUGCCUCUCUCUCUGUGUGUGUGUGACUAUCAUAAAUAAAUAAUUUAAAAAAAAUUAAAAAAAAAUGCUGGUGCUGGGAUUUAGAACCAAACCAUCUGUUUAGGAUAGAUGGAUUCAAGAAAAAAGAGUAUUAUAAUAUUAGAAAUACAGAGCUACCUGCCAUAAGGAUAACUAAAAGGACUGAAAAGGCUCUCAUUGGGGUGGGAGACCAGGAUGGGGUAGGAAAGUCAGAAAAGUGACUACUUUUUUGUUUUGUUUUUAAUUUUUACUUGUUUUCAGUCUCUGAACACUUCAGAUUUUCAACUCUGGGCAUAAAUGACUAAUAAAAAUAACUAUUAAAACUAUGUUGAUACUACGUUAAUUAAUAUUCCACAAACUAUGUAAUUCACACCUAUGCAAAUAUUUAAAAGAAAGCAAAGUACUGGCUUUUUCCUUAGUUUCUGUGAUCUCCAAAUCUAGUUUAUACUCCAUAAAUAUCUAUUCUGUUUUACAUCUUCACGUGAAGAUUAUUACGUAGAAGCACAUUGGGCUACAGGAUGCCAUAAAAGUGUGUAUAAGCUGAGUUUAUUGCAUUUGUAUUUAACGUAGUAUACAAUUAAAAUUUAUUGCAUUAAAGCUCAAGCAAAUGUUUUUUCAUGUUUAGACAUCACUCUGUUAGAAAGUUCAAUUCAUUAAGCUCUACAUUUCAAUAUAAACACUUUGUAAAGUGUCAAAACUUAUUGUAUGUAUUGUGUUUAAAUAUUUAUAUUUGGCCCUAUUCAGCCUUGUCUUGUAAAUCACAAAAGAGCAGAGUUUUAAUACUUGUUUUUCAUUUAUUGUUUGUCUGUUAAAAAUUGUGAAUUAUUUUUUGAUUGCUAACAUUUUUUUCCUUUGGAAUUUCUGGCAUAACACGUGAUUUCCAUAAAUAUAUGAAAUUACUCUUGAGAAUACUUAAGGCAAAUACAUCCUGCUUAUAACUCUGGUACAUUAAAAUGCUAUAGCAUUUUAACUGUGCAUAUUUUCUGCUGAUUAUUCUCUUAGUUCUUAGUUUAAAAAAUAAAUAAAACUGAUUAAAUGUUCACUUAAAUGGAUUUAAAAUAGGUUUGUCCAUUUCUGUGACUGGAAAAGAAUACUAUAAUAAUAGAAAAUUAGUAAUUGUGUUUAAUUGAAUGUUUCAGGUAACUCAGUUAUUUUAUUUUCAUAGUGAAUCUUUCUCAUUAAGGAUGCUCCUGCUGGGAUUUACAAGGGACUGCCUCAGAACCGUUACUGAUUCUUCCUUCUGAUCACUCGAUUUUAAUGCCACACAUGGAGUUUCAUCAACAUAUAGUGCUAAACCUUUUCUGGUGACUUAGAAUAAACCAAGAGGGACAAAUUAAAUCCUUUUCGAAAUUUGAGGUCACCAAGUAAUGCUACUGGUCAUAGAGAAAUAGUAGGUAUUUUGAAAACGAAAUUUGGUUAGAUAUGAGUAGUAAUAAACAUUUUUGUAGCUUUUA
Molecule: messenger RNA, 4923 nt
Organism: Nyctereutes procyonoides (raccoon dog)
Lineage: Eukaryota; Metazoa; Chordata; Mammalia; Carnivora; Canidae
Gene: ARL6
Product: ADP ribosylation factor like GTPase 6
Exons: 9
Coding region: 374-934 (186 amino acids)
Biological process (GO): intracellular protein transport; vesicle-mediated transport; protein localization to cilium
Cellular component (GO): axoneme; cytoplasm
Molecular function (GO): GTP binding; GTPase activity
Source: RefSeq, a predicted model, not a curated record